CUUCUAUUGCUAUAACUGGAUUGAAUAUCAAUGGCCUGAAAAAGUCUCGCAAAGUCUACUGUUACAUCUCUAAAAAGCAAUUACAAAUCAAAGAAUUUUACAUGAGGAUUAUUCCACACAGAUUGUAUGGAUUCCGAGUUCGGCCCACAACAAAGAUUAUUCUGCAUCCCCCUGACCGUAGUGUCGAUUAUCCAGCGUUUACUGUAGACGAUGGUUCGCAGCCUCCGAUAACUGUGAUGUGCAAAGAAAGAAAUGUAUUAGUGGCGACCUUCUCAAGACUUUUGCUCACGAAAAUAGGAGGGUCAGAGAGCUUCAAAGACAAACAGGAAUUCUUUUAUCGUGAAUUACUCAACUACCACGGGCGAAAAACGGGUGAAGUGAACUUAAAGAUAGAUCGACGUAAACUCUUGGAGAGUUCCUAUCAAGCCACAAUGAAGACAUUCUAUUCCAGCGACUGGUUGAAAUAUUUUAAAAUCACGUUUAAAGACGAACCAGGUGUUGACUGGGGUGGCUUGCGGCGUGAAUGGUUUGAGUUGUUGUGCAAGGCGCUGUUUUCUCACGAAGCUGGAUUAUUCAGUCGCUUCGACGCUGAUGAUCCUCAAGCUCUGGUUCAUCCGAAUCCGCGGAGACCUGCUCAUUUGAAAGUUAAAUUUUACGAGUUCGCCGGACGCAUCGUUGGAAAAUGCUUGUACGAGUCCGCUAUGGGAUCAACACGGAGAUUAAAUGUGAAAGCGCGAUUUAGUAGAUCAUUCCUUGCUCAGCUACUUGGUCUUCGUGUAAGCUACAGGUACUUCGAGAUUGACGACAAGGACUUCUAUCGGAGCAAAAUCAAAUUCAUCGAGGAGAAUGACCCGGAGGACUUGACACUAGUAUUUGCAGAGGAGGAGUACGAUCAGCAGGGGCGCUUAGAGAAGUUGGAGGAGUUAAAACCAGGUGGAGCUCAGAUACCAGUCACAGAAUCGAACAAGAAAGAAUACCUGGACUUAUUGGCUCAGUAUCGUCUUGCAACCUCUGUUAAACAGGAGAUUGAAGCUUUUGUGAAAGGUUUGAAUGAAAUUGUACCAGACAGUCUGCUGAGUGUGUUCGAUGAAUAUGAGCUGGAGCUUUUGAUGUGUGGGACUGGAAACAUCAGUGUUACAGAUUUCCAAAAAAAUCAUACUGUUACGCAUGAUAUGGCACCAUUUAGAAAGACUUUGGAGUGGUUUUGGACGAUUGUGACAAGUUUUACUCAAGAAGAGCUUGCUCGACUGGUGCAGUUUAUCACAGGUUCUUCUCAACUUCCCCCUGGGGGAUUUGCCGAACUCUCUCCCCAAAUACAGAUCUCGUACGCUCCAUUUACAAACGCACUUCCCACAGCACAUACUUGUUUUAACCAGCUCUGUUUACCAUCCUACUCGUCCUUCAAAGAGAUGCAGAAGAAACUUUUACUUGCAAUAAACGAGGGAAGCGAAGGAUUUGGUUUUGCGUAAGAAUGGAGAAUUAACAAGAUCAUUAGAUGUGCUUCGAAAAAUUAUAUCGAUGGAAAAUUGACUGGGACUAAGACAUUUUCUCUAGUACGCAGACCCUCGCAUUUCUCUGAUCGGAAGGGAUUUUCUCAUCACAGCAUCUGCGCGUUGUUAAGCAUCUAGAGAAGUAACAAGAGAGCAAGUCACCCCCGAGUGCGGGAAAUUGAUCGAUAACCAAAUUCUUAGAAAUAACGUCCUACGAAAACGUACUGAGGGCUUAAGGAGUGACGCUUCGCUUGUAUUUUCUGUAGGAAAUAGUAUCAAAAGUUUUAAUAGCCGUACAGUCAGCAGUACUGACAUAACGAUUCUGCGAUCAUAACCGGAUUAGACAAUAAUUUUAUGAAAUCGGGCACAUUGUAGACAGAACAAAGUAGCUUUGUAAAAGGAGUUGCUCAAACCCAUCUGAUUGUUUUUAUUACGUGCAACUCAAAACAACUUUUUCUUAUUAAAGCUGGUAAAGUGA
Messenger RNA from Pocillopora damicornis (cauliflower coral), 1968 nucleotides. RefSeq names its product apoptosis-resistant E3 ubiquitin protein ligase 1. Lineage: Eukaryota; Metazoa; Cnidaria; Anthozoa; Scleractinia; Pocilloporidae. Gene Ontology annotation, cellular component: cytosol; cytoplasm. Gene Ontology annotation, molecular function: ubiquitin protein ligase activity. Gene Ontology annotation, biological process: protein polyubiquitination; ubiquitin-dependent protein catabolic process; negative regulation of apoptotic process. The record is from RefSeq and is a predicted model, not a curated record.